Molecule: messenger RNA, 2598 nt
Organism: Kalmanozyma brasiliensis GHG001
Lineage: Eukaryota; Fungi; Basidiomycota; Ustilaginomycetes; Ustilaginales
Product: SART-1 protein
Exons: 1
Coding region: 1-2598 (865 amino acids)
Biological process (GO): mRNA cis splicing, via spliceosome; maturation of 5S rRNA
Cellular component (GO): U4/U6 x U5 tri-snRNP complex
Source: RefSeq, a predicted model, not a curated record
AUGUCCGAGUUUCAAAAGGAGGAGCUCUCGCUCGAGGAGACCAACAAGCUUCGUAUCUCGCUUGGUCUCAAACCUCUUGUCGCCGACGAUGAGCCUGCUCCUAGCAAGGGCUCGAGCUCUGACAUCGAUGUUGCUCCCAAGCUAGACGGAGAUGCGCUGGCGUCCAAGAACUUCCAGGACAAGCAGGAGCGCGAACGCCGCGAGCGAGAGGACAUCGAGGUCAAGGAGCGGCUGGCCAAGGCGCAAGCGAAGCGGGAUGCUGCUCGUCGGCUGAAAGGACCAACGCUGGGUGAUGCGGAAGCAUCAGGAGAAGCAUCGACGUCGGCAUCUGGCUCGGGCUCGAAAGACACGCUCAAGUGGCUCGAGGAGUCCAAGAAGCGAGCCAAGGAACAUGCCGCUCGCAGGGCCAAACAGCUCGAGGAGGAAGAGGCUCUCGAACAGGCGCAGUAUCGAGAGUCGGAUCUCGCUGGUCUGCGCGUCGGUCACGAUGCCGACGAAUUCGACGAGGGCGAAGAACGGAUCCUUACACUCCGAGAUGCGGGCGUUCUCGAUGACGCCGACGACGAGCUCAUGGACUCGGCUCUCGAUCAAGCGGAGCGCGACGCCAAGAACAUCGAGCGCAAGAAGGGAGCUAAAGAGUACACGGGUCUGGACGACGAAGAGACGCUUUCAGGACGCAAGCGCGGCGUCUUGUCAAAGUACGACGCUGAUUUGCCAGAGGGCGAUCUUGCGACCGCUGAAGCGUCCGGAUUUCGUCUUGGUGGGAGCACUUCCGCCGCAGAUCGUCACGCAAAAUUGCGGCAGGAAGCUGAGGAAGAAGCUCGGCGCGCCAACAAACAGCUGCUCUCGCUCGACUACACCAAGAAUCAAGAGGUGUCGGACUACCUGCAAGAAGGCGAUGUCGGCUUCAAGAAGCCCAAAACGAAACGCAAGAAGGCAGCCAAGGUGAAGAUCAGCUUCGACGACGAUCAGGAUGCUGGUGAGCCCUCGUCAACAGCCGCUGCGAGCACAAACAUUCUUGCCGACGUCGAGAUGGAGGAAGCUAAAGUGUCAGCCAAGCCAGCCCGACGUCAAGAGACAGACAACUUUGUCGAUGACGACGAACUUCAAGCUUCGCUCGCCAGAUCACGGCGUCUCAAAGCCAAGAAGACCUUCAACAAGAUGACGCCCGAAAUGAUCGCCAAGAAUCUGGCCGCGCAGCGAGCAGCGGAGGAGGCGGAGCGGUCUGCGACCAACGGCGUGGCAACUCCAGUCAUCGCCAACGGGGCAGACACGGCAAACGGCAGUGGCGAGGUUCCAGAUGGUCAAGGAGCUCUCACUUUCGACGAGACGAGCGAGUUUGUCCGAGCCAUCCGAGAACGGCCGACCGAGGUCGAAGUCCCAAGAAGGGCGCGCACCAUAAAGGAGGAGUCCGUCGACGUGAAGCUCGCCCCUGCUGCCGACGUCAAGAGAGAGGAGUUCGCAGGCGUGAUAGAUGUACCCAUGCGCGAGCUACUUACCUCGAAUAUCAAGACGGAGCAGGACGACGACGCUGAAGCAACACUGACUCCAGACCAUGUCAAGGAAGAGCCGGAAAAAGGCGAGACUCUGGAAGCCAUUGUCGCAGCAGCAGCCAAAGACGUCAAGCCCGAGGUGAAGGACAACGAGCCUGUCAUUGGUCGAGGCAUGGCGGGCACGCUCUCCUUCCUUCGUCAGCAAGGUAUGAUCGCUCAAGCCAAUCCGGAGCUCAAAUCGCGCGAAGAACAGCAACGUCAGUACGACGCCUGGCUUGCCGCGCGUCGUCGCGAGGAACAAGAUCGCGAGCUAGCCCGUCAAGCCUCGAAAGCAUCCGGUUCUUCUGUCGACCAAGCCACACGCGAGGUCCAAAACCGCAACCGCGAAGUGGAAGAAGCACGUCUCGCCCAAGACCGAUUCCGCGACUAUAAGCCCGAUGUCGAGAUCAAGUACCACGACGAAUUUGGGCGUGAUCUCGAUCAAAAAGAGGCGUGGAAGCACCUCUCGCACGUGUUCCACGGCAAGAAGCCCGGCACGAAGAAGCAGGAGAAGCGGCUGAAGAAGAUCGAGGACGAGAAGAAGCGCGAGCGGAUGGCGGCGGGCGAUACGCCGACGGGCAUGUCGGCGGCAUUCCAGAGCCGAAGUGAGCGCACGGGCAAGGCGCACAUGGUGCUCAGCGUGGGGAGUCGCGGGUCUGCGCCCCAGGAGAACGACCUGUUGGAUGGAAAGGGGGCAGGCUCGGCGGGGAUGCAGUUGAAGAAGGCGGUGCGACAGAAUGGUCCAAGUGCGAAGGGGAAGAAGACGGAUGGUGAGAUGUUGUCUCCUGCGCCUGGACUGGAUUCGACAGGCGCAGCGAGCGUUGCGGCAAAUGGCGACGGUGCGACGACGACAACAAAGACGGGUGGAUGGGCACGCGUUGGCAGUGCGACACCGGCGCCGAGCACGGCCACGACGGUCGCAGCGGGAGGGUCGGGGUUCAAGAGGAUUGCUGCGGCGAGCGCUUCAGGGGAUUCUCCAGCCGCAGCAGACGCAGGGACUGGGCCGUCGAAUGGGCCUUUCCGUCUUGCGUUCGGCGGUGUCAAGCGCAAAGCUGAGGACCAGUGA